This is a messenger RNA of Vombatus ursinus (common wombat), 3152 nucleotides long. It is a transcript of the gene RANBP9, whose product is annotated as RAN binding protein 9. The record is from RefSeq and is a predicted model, not a curated record. NCBI's taxonomy places the organism in Eukaryota, Metazoa, Chordata, Mammalia, Diprotodontia, Vombatidae. The transcript has 14 exons. Bases 81 to 2273 code for a protein of 730 amino acids. Gene Ontology annotation, cellular component: cytoplasm. Gene Ontology annotation, biological process: cell surface receptor signaling pathway; cytoskeleton organization. Gene Ontology annotation, molecular function: protein binding.
AGCGCCCCUGGGGAGCAGAGGAGGAAGAAGGAGAAGAAGAGGAGGAGGAGGCGGGGGUGUGAGUCUCGGCCGGGAUCGGGAUGUCCGGGCAGCAGCAGCAUCAACAUCAACAGCAGCAGCAGCUGCCGGCCGUGGCAGCCGCGGCCGUGGCUCCGGCCCCGGGGGUCGUCCUGCCGGCCCCCACCCCCGUUAGUGCCGGCACCUCUCCGGCCGGCCCCGCCGCAGCCGUGUCCCCGGUCGGGGGAGCAGGAAGCGGUGGCGGCAGCGUUGGCGUCGGGGUGGGGGCCGGGGCGGCCGCCCUGCUCCUGCACCCACCGCCUCCGCCGCCACCCCCGGCCACCGCGGCCCCGCCGCCGCCUCCGCCGCCGCCUCCCCCGCCUCCGGCCGCGGCCGCCGCCUCCCCGGCCCCCGGCGUCUCGGCGGCCGCCAGCCCGGCCGGAGGGGCCCCGCCAGCGGCCACGGGGAGCAGCGCCCCGGCCCCCUUCCCCCACGGGGACCUGGCCCUGAACGAGCAGGAGAAGGAGCUUCAGCGGCGGCUCAAGCGCCUCUACCCGGCGGUGGACGAGCAAGAGACUCCGCUGCCUCGCUCGUGGAGCCCGAAGGACAAGUUCAGCUACAUCGGCCUCUCGCAGAACAACCUGCGGGUCCACUACAAAGGUCAUGGUAAAACUCCAAAAGAUGCAGCCUCAGUUCGUGCCACACAUCCUAUACCAGCAGCUUGUGGGAUUUAUUAUUUUGAAGUAAAAAUUGUCAGUAAGGGAAGAGAUGGUUACAUGGGAAUUGGUCUUUCUGCUCAAGGUGUGAACAUGAAUAGACUACCAGGUUGGGAUAAACAUUCAUAUGGUUACCAUGGAGAUGAUGGACAUUCAUUUUGUUCUUCUGGAACGGGACAACCCUAUGGACCAACUUUUACAACUGGUGAUGUCAUUGGCUGUUGUGUAAACCUUAUCAACAAUACCUGCUUCUACACAAAGAAUGGACAUAGUUUAGGUAUAGCCUUCACAGAUCUACCGCCAAAUUUGUAUCCUACUGUGGGGCUACAAACACCAGGAGAGGUGGUAGAUGCCAAUUUUGGGCAACAUCCAUUUGUGUUUGAUAUAGAAGACUAUAUGCGAGAAUGGAGAACCAAAAUACAGGCACAAAUAGACCGGUUUCCUAUUGGAGAUAGAGAAGGAGAGUGGCAGACCAUGAUACAAAAAAUGGUUUCAUCUUAUUUAGUACAUCAUGGGUACUGUGCCACAGCAGAAGCAUUUGCCAGAUCUACAGACCAGACCGUACUAGAAGAAUUAGCUUCAAUUAAGAACAGACAAAGAAUUCAGAAAUUGGUAUUAGCAGGAAGAAUGGGAGAAGCUAUUGAAACAACACAACAGUUAUAUCCAAGUUUACUUGAAAGAAAUCCUAAUCUCCUAUUCACAUUAAAGGUUCGGCAGUUUAUAGAAAUGGUGAAUGGUACUGAUAGUGAAGUAAGGUGUUUAGGAGGUCGGAGUCCAAAGUCUCAAGACAGUUAUCCUGUUAGUCCUCGACCAUUUAGUAGUCCAAGCGUGAGCCCCAGCCAUGGAAUGAAUAUCCACAGUUUAGCAUCAGGCAAAGGAACUACCACACAUUUCCCUGGUUUUGAAAGUUGUAGUAAUGGAGUAAUAUCAAAUAAAGCACAUCAAUCCUACUGUCAUAGUAAACACCAGUCAACCAGUUUAAAUGUCCCAGAACUGAAUAGUAUAAAUAUGUCAAGGUCACAACAAAUUAAUAGCUUCACCAGCAAUGAUGUAGACAUGGAAACUGAUCACUAUUCCAAUGGAGUUGGAGAGACUUCAUCCAAUGGUUUCCUAAAUGGUAGCUCUAAGCAUGACCACGAAAUGGAAGAAUGUGACACCGAAAUGGAAGUUGAUUCAAGUCACUUGAGGCGACAGCUUUGUGGAGGAAGUCAAGCAGCCAUUGAAAGAAUGAUCCACUUUGGAAGAGAAUUACAAGCUAUGAGUGAACAACUAAGGAGAGAAUGUGGCAAGAACACUGCAAAUAAAAAAAUGUUAAAAGAUGCAUUCAGUUUGCUUGCUUAUUCAGAUCCCUGGAGCAGUCCAGUUGGAAACCAGCUGGACCCAAUACAAAGAGAACCUGUGUGCUCAGCUCUGAACAGUGCAAUACUAGAGACUCACAAUCUGCCAAAGCAACCUCCACUUGCCCUAGCAAUGGGACAAGCCACACAAUGUCUAGGACUGAUGGCUCGAUCAGGAAUUGGAUCCUGUGCAUUUGCCACAGUGGAAGACUAUCUUCAUUAGCUAUGCAUUUAAGAGCUCAGACUUACAACUGUGGCAUAUAGUCAACAUGGAAGUAGACCAGCUCUGCCGAUUUGAAAUUUAGACUUUUUAAAAUUAUGUACUGGGGACAGGUCUUUGUCGCUUUACAUUGCUUCCUAGUUUACAGCAUGAUGCAAAUGAUUUUCUAACUUAGUGUUAGGAGAAAUUAUUUUCCAUCUUUAACCUCUUAGUUGUCUAAGAGUUAAUUAUAUUGCUGAAUUUCAGAUAUUCAAAUUUGAUAAUUAAAAAUCCUCUAAAACAAUUAUCUAAAAAACCAAACCCAAAAUCCUGCUUCUUUGGGUUGGGGGAGGGAGGUGCGGGAAGGAACUAUAGAACAAGUUGUGUUUGUGUUAGCAUGUGGGUGAUGUAAACUUCAAAUUGGGAGACUUUCCAACCCCCUCCUGCUCCCAUUACUAGCAAUCAAUCCCUGUGAUUUGCAAAGUGCAUAAACACCUGACAGUUUGGAUUUAUAGUGUUGAUGGAAGAAAUGAUUUUUAAUGUGUACUGUAAAACUUGAAAUACUCAGGAGCUGAGUGAAUAUGUUCGUUGCUACUUACAAUCCCAACCUGUUAGUCCCAGUAGUUUUGUUUUAACAUGAUCUUUUUCAACUUUGUUUCCUGUUUAACUGCAGACAACUUCUGUUGUAGACUCACAAGUUUAACUGUUGUAUUAUAACAGUAUUACAUGUCAACAGUGUGGUUACGACCUUUAUUUAUAUAAAAAACCAAAUAUUUAGUCAAUUUACAGUGUCUUAAUUUAAUCUUUGUACACCUUCCAUUUUUAAGUGCUUAAAUGAGUACUAUAUUGCAAUAAAAAUGUAGUGAUAUAAUUAACCAGCCAUUAAAAAUUUACUUCUACAGA